Molecule: messenger RNA, 843 nt
Organism: Venustampulla echinocandica
Lineage: Eukaryota; Fungi; Ascomycota; Leotiomycetes; Helotiales; Pleuroascaceae
Exons: 4
Coding region: 1-843 (280 amino acids)
Cellular component (GO): 90S preribosome; nucleus
Source: RefSeq, a predicted model, not a curated record
AUGUCGAUAGACGAAUCCAGAUUACAGGAUCCACUCCUGGAGCGAGACAGCACAUCGCCCGAAGCUGACGCCGGACUUUCACCGUCGAAAAAAAGAAAACGUGCGAGGGAUGGCGAGGUCGAAGUCGAAGUCGCAAGCAAGAAGGAAUUGAAAAAGGCCAAAAAGAGGAAGGCAGCCAAAAUGGAAGAAGAGGAUUUGGAUCUUGAGGCCGGCUUAAAUAAGGCAUUUUCACACAUGGAUAGCCAACUGUUGGCCGACUAUAUCGCCCAGAAGACCAGAAAAUACCAGACCGACUUGAGCUCAAUAGAGUUAGAAGACAAGUAUAUCAAUGCAAAUGCAAUCCACGAGACCACGUCAUGGAACAAACUACGGACCCUAGACAAUUUACCCGGUUUCUUAGAGAAGUUCGCUGGAAAUUCAACAAAGCUCUGGUCGGCGUCGAAGAAGAAUGGCGCACCUCAUACAAUUAUAGUCACAGCAGCUGGAUUGAGAGCCGCGGAUAUUGCAAGAGCUGUACGGAAAUUCCAAACGAAGGACGCAGCGGUGGCCAAGCUAUUUGCGAAACAUAUCAAGCUUCAAGACUCGAUCAAAUUUCUCAAGUCCACGAGGACUGGUAUUGCAGUGGGGACACCAACACGUUUGAAAGAUUUGAUGGAUGAAGGCGCAUUGGCAGUUGAUAGGUUAGAGAGGAUCGUUAUUGAUGCUUCUCACAUAGAUAUAAAGAAGCGAGGGGUUUUAGACAUGAAGGAGACCCAAGUACCCCUGAUAGCUUGGCUUGGGCAAUCAGAGUUCAAGGAGAGAUAUACUGCCGCCGAGAAAGGCCUCCAGCUUCUAUUUUAUUAG